AUCACAAUAUGAGGUUUUCUUUCUGUGUUAGCUCCGCCUCUCACAGCACAGUCAGGUGUCAGACACAUCUAUAACCCAACAGUUUCCUCCAGCAUGUCCGAUACAACAGACCUCCUCACAUCCAGAGACACACAGCAGGCUCCUGGUGAUGAUGCAUCCUCUCUACCACCGCCCUACCAAGGAGAGCAACCUCCACCCUACUCUGCAGACCCGAAAAUGCACCCUGUAGCCAAAACAGACACAACCUGCACCAAACAGUCUAGCACUGGGCACGAGUCUUUCCGGGACAUCAUCCCAGAAGGUCUGUCGGACACAACUCUACUGAUCGCCUCGUCUUCUUUCGAUGACAAGAUAGUGAGGGGAACGUUUGUUAGAAAGGUGUUCAGCAUCUUCACUGUCCAGGCGCUGUUCACCUUCAGUGUGGUGUGUGUGUUCAUCACAAGAGGAGGUGAUGUGGAGCAGAACGACUUCUUCUUCAUCUCCCUCAUCAUCUUCAUCGCGGCCACCAGCGCCCUCAGCUUCAGCCGAGACAUCAGGCAGCGUCACCCGUGGAACAUGCUGGGACUGGGUUUUGUCACCUUUAGCUUGGCGUACGUGUUGGGAACCAUCGCCUGCUUCCACAGUACAUCCGAUGUCAUCGUCACUAUCGGAGCCAUGCUGACCAUCACUGCUGCCAUCAUUGCCUUCUCUGCACAGACUUAUGAUUUCACCAUCUGGUACGGCGUGAGACUGAUUCUGACCGUGGACGCGAUCAUGUUUGGGUUCUUGCACGUUCUACUACAGAAUAGACGCUGAAAUAAAGAUUAUAAAAAAUGUAA
This is a messenger RNA of Trematomus bernacchii (emerald rockcod), 818 nucleotides long. RefSeq names its product protein lifeguard 1-like. NCBI's taxonomy places the organism in Eukaryota, Metazoa, Chordata, Actinopteri, Perciformes, Nototheniidae. Bases 94 to 795 code for a protein of 233 amino acids. Gene Ontology annotation, biological process: negative regulation of apoptotic signaling pathway. Gene Ontology annotation, cellular component: endoplasmic reticulum; Golgi apparatus; membrane. The record is from RefSeq and is a predicted model, not a curated record. The transcript has 5 exons.